AUGUCGCUCCAGGUCAAUGACCCACGGUCGGGCACCCGCUCCAAGUCCCCUGGUCGCAGCCGCGAACGCUCCCGGUCGCGCGACAGCCGAGUGCCCUCGCCCUCUCGCGAGCAUUCCCGCGAGCGUUCCCGCGCCCGUUCACCAGUGGUCGAAAUCGCUCCCAAAUCCUCCAAGUCGGCUAGUCGAAGCUAUGGUUCUGACGAGGAGGCCGAGAUUGAGCGCCAGUACAAGUUGCUAAAAGAGGGUCGUUUGCGCGAUCCUCGCGCCGAGACCGAGAAUCCGCGCGGUCUGGUAUCUCGUGCCCCUCGUAGCCCCGCUCGCUACGAUGCUCGUUCGGACUCGGAUGAUUCGAAACGUCGCGAGAGAGGUGCGGAUAAUUCGCGCCGUCGUGAUGACCGUGAUCGUGAUGAUCGCUAUGAGCAUUCAGAUGAUGAUGUGAGGGUUGCGCACCCGCGCGAACAUCCCAGUCGCUCGCAGCAGCGCCCACCUGUGUCGCCUGUUCGUCCGAGCCGGCGAGAUCAUUCGGACUCGGGCUCGGAUUCGGAUGAUCACUUAGCCUAUGGCGACGACCCUGGAAGUCAUCCUAGCUAUGCGCGACCCGGAAAGUACCAGUAUGCGCAGCCGGCGGGCUUCCCACCUUCUCAACCUGGUGCGCGCAAGCCUGGCUACCCUGGAGAAGGCACGGACUGGGCGGCUGUUCCCGAGUGUGAGCGUCCGGGCUUCGUGCCGCCUUCUUCGCAGGCUGGACCGCCGACGUCCAUGCCCGGGGGGUUACCCGCGGGCUCAGGGUACCCUGAUGGUCCUGCGACGAUGGCACCAUCAUACCCUAAGCCGCAGUACGUAGGUCCUCAGCAACCGGCCUAUGCGCAACCCUCGUCUGGUCCGUAUGUUCCGACGCAUUACCGCACUGCCUCUGCCGCCGACGCUCAUGCGGCUCCGGUGAACUAUGCCCAGCCCGGACAGUACCAGUAUGCGCAGGUCGAUCCUAACGUCCGGUAUACUUCCAAGGCAACGCCCGUGCAGCCGUACACUGCUUCGCCACAGGAGCAAUUCUCUAAGCCACGCGAUUCAUUCUCCAAGUCCCAGUAUGCAGAUCAACCUGCAUAUCCGUACAGGUAUAGCAAUGAGCCUCAAUUCGUAGACAGGUCGCACCCGCAAUCGCAAAUGCAACCGCAGCCGCAGCCUCCUCCGCUUCCCCAUUCGCAAUUUCAGCCGUCUCAUCACCAGCCUCAGGUUGUUGAGAUCACCCCCGGGGGCGGGCGUGGUCGGCCUCAUAGUCUCUCUGUGUCGUCGGGGAAUAAUCUGGCUGUUGCUGGUGCUCAUGGCCAUGUUGGACAUCCGCCGGCGAGUCCUUUACUGGAGCCUUACCGUGGGACCUAUCAAUCUAUGUCGCCCAUGCCGUCGCCGAUUAUGAUGCCUUCGCGUGACGAUGACAUUUCCGACUUUGAGCAGUUGGAUGGUGGUGGUACAUCGAAUUCCGAAUCCGGCCGUCGCAAGCGCAGCUCGAGAAGCGAAAAAGAGACUCGUAUCCGAAGCAGCAAGGACAAGACCAAGGAGAAAGAAAAAGAGCGAGAUCGUGAUGGCGAUCGAGAUGAUCGCAAAGAUGACAAGCGCCGUAGCCGGCCAUCUGGCCAUGACCGACACGAGUCGAGCUCAUCCAUGCGCGGCGACGCCGUGGUCCUCGUCUCUCCCUCAAGCGACAGAAAGCGCGUAUCAUUCUACGAUGCAGCAUCGGACGCCUUAACCAUGCAAGGCGCCCUCAAUCACACCCGCAACAUCGAUAACAAAGCCAUCAUCCAAGUCUUACCCCGUCUCAGUACUGACGAGAUCCUCAUCCUCCGACAAGAAUACAAAAACAAGGUCAAGAUGCACGGCAAAGGAAUCAACCUCGCCAAACACCUCCGUCUCAAACUAGGAAAUUCGAACUUCGGCAAAGUUGCCUACGCAACUGCCCUCGGCCGCUGGGAAUCAGAAGCAUACUGGGCAAAUUGCUAUUACCAAGCCGGCACAUCUCGUCGCGAACUCCUCAUCGAGUCUCUCAUCGGUCGCUCCAAUGCCGCUAUCCGCGAGAUCAAGUCGUGCUUCCGCGACACGAGGUAUAACGACAGUUUGGAGCGCUGUAUGCGUGCUGAGCUGCGCGCUGAUAAAUUCCGCGUCGCCGUCUUGCUUGCUCUCGAAGAACGCCGCCAGGAUGAGCGCGAGCCGAUAGAUACCAGACUCAUACGUCAGGAUGUCUCGGAUUUGCAUCGCGCGCUAGUGUCGAAGGAGGGCGGUGAGACCGCUAUGAUUCACAUCAUUGUCUUGCGGAGCGAUGCGCAUCUCCGCGAGGUCUUGCGUACAUACGAGGGAUAUUAUGGGCAGAAUUUCGCUCGCGCUAUGAUCGCCAAGUCGCGGAACCUGGUGGGCGAAACCCUUGCCCACAUCCUCAAUGGCGCAAUCAAUCGUCCCAUGCGUGACGCCCUUCUUCUUCACCAAGCCCUUCGGGAAUCCAGGUCCGGUCGCGAGCGAUCCGAACUAUUGAUCUCGCGUCUUGUCAGGCUGCAUUGGGAGCCCAGACAUCUGGAGCUGGUCAAGGCGGAGUAUCGGAGACGUUAUAAUGAGAGGCUCGAGGAGGCGAUUGCGGAAGAGGUUAUGUCAUCUAGUGGGGGGACGGAGUGGGGGGGAAUUUUGUAUUGA
Molecule: messenger RNA, 2676 nt
Organism: Penicillium maclennaniae
Lineage: Eukaryota; Fungi; Ascomycota; Eurotiomycetes; Eurotiales; Aspergillaceae
Gene: anxc4
Product: annexin ANXC4
Exons: 2
Coding region: 1-2676 (891 amino acids)
Cellular component (GO): cytoplasm
Molecular function (GO): calcium ion binding; calcium-dependent phospholipid binding
Source: RefSeq, a predicted model, not a curated record